Molecule: messenger RNA, 615 nt
Organism: Corticium candelabrum
Lineage: Eukaryota; Metazoa; Porifera; Homoscleromorpha; Homosclerophorida; Plakinidae
Exons: 1
Coding region: 1-615 (204 amino acids)
Source: RefSeq, a predicted model, not a curated record
AUGGCGGCAACCUUUCAAGCUCGGUGUCAGGACAACGUUGACAGUACAAAUACUCACAUGUCUGGUCAGAACGUUAGUGAAAAGCCCGUUCAAAUACCUGAUCUCCUACAGGUGUAUAAAGACGUGUUUGAUGGCUCUUUGGGAUGUCUGGGGGAACCACUUCAUCUCGACAUUGAGGACUCAGUAACUCCGGUGCAAAUACCCACGCGAAAGGUUUCCAUUGCACUUAGGCAACAUCUGGAAGCGGAACUGAAGCGCCUGGCGAGUUUGGGAGUGCUAGAGCCGGUUGAAGGACCUACAGACUGCAUAUCCAGUCUAGUCAUGGUGCGCAAGCCCAACGGGACCCUGCGCAUCUGCCUGGAUCCUAAGCCCCUCAACAGGGCACUCAAACGUAGCCAUUAUUCUAUGUCAACGAUAGAGGAUCUGAUACCCCAGCUCUUCAAGGCUAAGGUGUAUACCGUAUGUGACUUACAGAAUGGGUUUUGGCAUAUCGCAUUAGAUCAUGAAUCAAGUCUUCUCACGACCUUUGGAACGCCGUUUGGUAGGUUUCGAUGGAAAAGAAUGCCCUUCGGCAUCAGCCCAGCACCAGAACUCUUCCAACGCCGCCUCCAAUGA